This is a messenger RNA of Capra hircus (goat), 1108 nucleotides long. RefSeq names its product canopy FGF signaling regulator 2 (gene CNPY2). NCBI's taxonomy places the organism in Eukaryota, Metazoa, Chordata, Mammalia, Artiodactyla, Bovidae. Bases 438 to 986 code for a protein of 182 amino acids. The transcript is spliced from 6 exons. The record is from RefSeq and is a predicted model, not a curated record. Gene Ontology annotation, cellular component: endoplasmic reticulum.
CAGGCUCUGACCCUGCUUCAAGCCACUCCUAUUCUUCGGCCGACCUCUGAUGGUCACGUGGAGCUCCUCGCCACGCAAGUCUGGGUCCUGCGAUCCACCGGGGUCCUUGCUGUCUGGGAGCCACUCCUAAGCUGCCUGUUCGCGCGAGAGUUUGGAGGGGCGGGUUUGGGGUCGGUCUCCGGUGUGGGAUGCGUACUGUAGCGCUUCUGAGCCCUGCUUAGGAAUCCAUUUAGGACUCGAGGAGCUGGCUCAGGCAGUCACCGGGGCACCCCGUGUCUGGAGCGCGCAGGAGCGCUCUGGAGAAGCCUGGACAGCCCCGCUCUCCCGCAGCCAGGUGCUAGGGUCGGGAGCUAAAGUGAGAGUUCGGCUGUCUUCCAGUGCCUGGGCCACGGCGGCGGCCCUGGGAGCAGAGGUGGAGCAACCCCAUUGCGUCAAAGAUGAAAGGCUGGGGUUGGCUGGCCCUGCUUCUGGGGGCCCUGUUGGGAACUGCCUGGGCCCGGAGGAGCCAGGAUCUACACUGUGGAGCUUGCAGGGCUCUGGUGGAUGAACUUGAGUGGGAAAUUGCCCAGGUGGAUCCCAAGAAGACCAUUCAGAUGGGCUCUUUCCGAAUCAAUCCAGACGGCAGCCAGUCAGUGGUGGAGGUGCCUUAUGCUCGCUCAGAGGCCCACCUCACAGAGCUGCUAGAGGAGGUAUGCGACCGGAUGAAGGAGUAUGGGGAACAGAUCGACCCUUCCACGCACCGCAAGAACUAUGUACGUGUCGUGGGCCGGAAUGGAGAAUCCAGUGAACUGGACCUACAGGGCAUUCGAAUUGAUUCAGACAUCAGCGGCACCCUCAAGUUCGCGUGUGAGAGCAUUGUGGAGGAGUACGAGGAUGAACUCAUUGAAUUCUUUUCCCGAGAGGCUGACAAUGUUAAAGACAAACUUUGCAGUAAGCGAACAGAUCUAUGUGACCAUGCCCUGCACAUAUCGCAUGAUGAGCUGUGAACCACUGGAGCGGCUCAGACUGACAAGCUUGAUGGAUCACCCCCAGGAGGGGAAGAGGGUAGCAAUGCCUUUUAUAUUAUGUUUUUACUGAAAUGAACUGAAAAAAUAUGAAACCAAAAGUA